Messenger RNA from Tricharina praecox, 650 nucleotides. RefSeq lists its product as uncharacterized. The transcript is spliced from 2 exons. Bases 27 to 260 code for a protein of 77 amino acids. The record is from RefSeq and is a predicted model, not a curated record. Gene Ontology annotation, molecular function: protein binding. Lineage: Eukaryota; Fungi; Ascomycota; Pezizomycetes; Pezizales; Pyronemataceae.
AGCGGCUUCUGGAGAGUGGAGCCAAUAUGAAUUCAGCGCCGGCGGAAUGGUCCGGAAGAACCGCCCUCCAAGCAGCAUCUGGCGGAGGCCAUCUUGCAGUGGUUGACCGACUGUUGGAGAAUAGAGUCGGUUUCAAGGCCCCGCCAGCAAGAUUCAACGGAAGGACAGCCCUGCAAGCCGCAUCGGCAGGUGGCCAUCUUGCGGUGGUGGACCGACUCUUGGAUAGGGGGGCGGAUGUCAAUGCAGGACCAUCAGUCUGAAGAGGAACCGCCCUACAAGCAGCAUCAUCAGGCGGCCACCUUGUCAUAGUGGAGCAGCUCUUGAAGAAGGGAGCCGAUGUCAAUGCCAUCAGACUGGGGAAAUACAGCCUUGCAAGCAGCAUUGAAAGGAGACCAUCUUGCGGUAGUGGAGCGGUUACGCAAAGCAGGUGCCACAACGUAAGAAGAGAUUGAACUGACCGUCGACUGCUUUGACGACGAUAGAAUGUGCGUGAUCAAGUGGGUGUUGAUGUACGGGAUUUAUCAUUAAUUGUCGGUGGGAUAUCGGAGGAUAACUGACGAUGGGAUUAUGGGUUUCUUUUGGUGAAUAUAUGGAUCAUGGAUGACUAGAAUUUGCUCGCGUUACCUUACUCACUGAACUCCAACUUCGCU